AAUAACAGUUACCAUGCUAGCAUCGGAAUGGCCCCGUACGAAGCUCUAUACGGUCAAAAGUGUAGAAGUCCCUUAUGUUGGGGUGACAUUGUCGAUCAGGUGGUUCUAGGACCACAAUACUUGCAAGAUACCAUAGAGAAAGUCAAAGUCAUCCAAGAGAGGAUGAAGGCUGCCCAAGACCGACAGAAAUCAUAUGCCGAUCUUGGGAGGAAGCCAGCUGAAUUCGAGAUAGGGGAGAAAGUUCUACUCAAAGUCUCUCCUACAAGGGGAGUAAUGAGGUUCGGGAAGAAAGGGAAACUAAGCCCGAGGUUCAUCGGACCCUACGACAUCCUAGAGAAGGUGGGAAAAGUGGCAUAUCGAUUAGCUCUGCCCACAGAGUUGGAUAAGGUAACAAACGAUUUUAAAACAAGAUACUUUUCAACGAUUAGAUUUCAUCCUUAACAUACAGAGUUGUGCUAGGUACAUAACGUCUUUCACGUAUCACAAUUAAAGAAGUACGUUCGAGAUGAGUCACAUAUCAUCAAUCCUGAGGUGAUUGAAAUGGAUGAGGCGUUAUCCUACGAAGAAAAACCCGUAGAGAUCCUUGAUACUAAAACCCGAGAGACGAGGAAGAAGAAAGUUAAGAUGGUAAAAGUACUUUGGUCAAACCAUUUGACCGAGAAUGCAACAUGGGAGACAGAAGAGGAUAUGCGUAAACGGUAUCCUGAACUGUUCAACUAAGAAGGAGAAUUCAAGUGAAGACCAAGCUAGAGAUUUUAUUAAGAGGAUUAUCGCAAUUUAAGAUGAUUAUGAUUAUGAAGAUUGAUGUACUUGCUGUCCGAGUGUUCCGCUAGUCGCAUACGUUUGAUUAAUUAUCGUUGUUUAAAUUUGUAAUUCAUAAACUUUGUCCUAAGACCCAUUUCAUUGUUAUUUGAACUUAUGGUGGAUAGCCUGUGCACUCAAUCAUGUAUAGGUUGAGUGUGGCGGUGACGCACCUGUUUUUCCCUUAAAGACUUCCGCUGUAUUCUAAAUAUGUUUAAUAAUAAAGAUGGUUU
This is a messenger RNA of Cuscuta europaea, 1034 nucleotides long. NCBI's taxonomy places the organism in Eukaryota, Viridiplantae, Streptophyta, Magnoliopsida, Solanales, Convolvulaceae. The record is from the annotation of a GenBank genome assembly.